GGCUGCUUCAACUCCAGCUGAUAUGCCUUAACGCCUACCUAAUUCCAGGGCUGCUGCUUGCAUUCAAUCAUUUACUGAUAUCAUUAUCUUCCAUCACUUAACCAACGACUACCAUCAAACCAAAGCAGCAAAAUGGGAUAUUUCUUUUACUUUCUUGCCCUGCUCGUUGGUAUUUGUGGUACUGCGCUCUAUCUCACUCGGUCUCGAUGGCUACCACUUCUUCCCGUUCCUGACUAUAUUUACCACCGCCUACCAUCUAGCUUCACUGGCGACUUGUCGGCUGGACUCACAUCAUCCGCGUUCGACAUUUCAACCAAUGUUGAGAAUGGUGAUCAAAGAGCCGGCCUGGACGCACGGGGCAAGCGCGAAGUCUUGAAUAUCAUGAGGCGUCAGAGGGUCGAUUUCGACGAAGCACGCCGGAUCUAUACUGAGCAGCGAUUCGCUAAAAAUAAUAUCGGUCCUGAUGGCCGGCCCAGAGAUCCGAAAUUCGUAUCAUUUUCGUGAUGAGAUGGCUUCGUUACCUAUCGUUCUUUUUGUCCCACGUUGCUAUCUUUCUUUCUCUCUUAUAAUUCACCAGCUAGUACCAUUUUCACUGUUCUGGUAUAACCGUCUAAUAAGUAGGCCAGUUCGUAGAAGUUUUCUCUCCAAUCCAUCCAGCACGUUACUGCGAUACCUAAAUGACUUUGAACUCCGGCAUAUAUUGCCAUACCUGUAAAAACCAGCAACGAUUUACUUCCUCCCUUUUUUGGGGGGGGGGGGAAAUAGGACGUAAAGUA
This is a messenger RNA of Aspergillus versicolor CBS 583.65, 776 nucleotides long. RefSeq names its product DUF2015 domain-containing protein. Lineage: Eukaryota; Fungi; Ascomycota; Eurotiomycetes; Eurotiales; Aspergillaceae. The record is from RefSeq and is a predicted model, not a curated record. Bases 133 to 504 code for a protein of 123 amino acids. The transcript is spliced from 3 exons.